AUGUCAAGGCCUUUGCGAUUGAUUUUGCCAACCUUGUUGGCAGUUGCUGUGUAUCUUGGAGUGGCAAGGCCGUUUGUAUGCUUUGUGGCCCCGCACGCGGGAAGCUCCAGAGGCAUCCGAGGAUCAGACCCUGCAGUGUCCAGGGCAGCUGUUCAGCUGGAUGUUCCUAUGAAAGAAUCGGACUUGAUCCAACCUGAUGAGGAGCCUGAACGAGCCAGCUACAUGUACGGCUUCGUUCCCUUCGCAGAGCAGUUGAAUGGCCGAGCUUGGGCCCUCGGUCAAAUCUUUCCAGCAAUAGGCAAGUCGGUGCAUGUUAGUGUCGGCAUCUCCUCAAAUGCAAAGCUUCAUGCUCAGGCCCAGUACGAGAAGAACAUCGGAAAAGGUAACUCCGGCAAGAAAAAGGAAGAGCUCCGGCCCCAGGUUGGAUCUGCCAUCAUCCAGAUCAUCGCAAGUGCGCAGAAAGGUGAGACCAGUCGGAAAUGGAGCAGCAAGAAGGCUUCAUCAGCAUUCAUUGAUGCACCUGGCAGGAAGAAAAUGGAAGAGGACUGGAACGUGGUGCAGCUAUUGGCGCAUCACCGACGCAAGUUCAAGGCUGAUUCCGAAGCGCAGCUUUCAGUCGUGUCGGGUCGAGACAUGCAGACCUUCACGCGACAAUUCUGCCAGCUCUGUUUGACAACACUGACGUCCAGAGGACAAGAUGUGCUGUCCGCCAGCUUGCGACGGGUUCAGCUCGAACUGAAGGCUGCUCGACAGGAUUUUGAGAUGAAGUUGGCCCGAUGUAAUCUUGGCGCCAUGAAGCAGUUGGAUCGGGUGAAGGGAGGGACAGGAACGCCUCUUGAAGACGAUCAUGUCACCUUCUUCGAGCCUAUGAGGCACCUGAGCGAGGAUCAGCGGCUGCUGGUUUUGAUGAUCGUCAAGGACAAGCUUCUUCGGAUCCUCGACGGCUCAGCGUCUUCAUCCUUCGUGGAAGAGCUGAAGCAGUCGAUGGGCUUGGAUCCCGCGAAGCUUAUGGACAAGGCAUCUCCCAAGGCCAGCGAUGAGCUCCUGGAGGACGGGGACGAUGUAGAUCUCGAAACGGCCCUGCGACGUUCCAAGGCCGCGGCCAACGCCGCCCUUCGCCAGGCGGAGGAGGAUCGGAAUCAUGCCCGGAGCCUUCAGCAGGAGCUGGACAGGUCCAGGAGGGAGGUCUUUAGCCUGAAAGGGCAGCUGGCGGAGCGUCAAAAGCAGCUCGAGCAGCUCGAGGCGGGUAUGGAUAAGCUGAAGGAUCUGGGCCUGGAGCCAGAGGAAGCGAACUUCGUGCUGUCCGAGUUGGGAUUGGAACGGGGAGUCAGUGGAGCCUCGGCAUCUGCCCCCCAGGGUAUCGAAGUGCGCUACGAUGGAGUUCCGGAGGAUUGUACAAAUGACUGUAUUCUGAAAUGGCAUAGCGAAUCUGGCCUUGAAGCAGAGUCGCUUGUGGCCGUGCAGAUCGAAGACGCUUCUGAGAGUAGCGAAGGGGGCCGACGACAACCGAGUAUUCUGUGUACUUACGAGAGGCACGCAGAUGCGGAGAAAGCAGUCGUGGCUUUGCAAGAUUCGGUGCUGGUAUCCGCCAGCGGCAAAAAGUCCAUAGUCACCGCGUCGAUGUCUCCGCCUCCGGACGCCUCGGGCUCUCCCACGGCUGCGGUGGGUCGCGGCCACUUUAAGCCCCCAAAGCCACUGACAUCACCCACUGGGAGUGCCAAGCUGGAGAUAGCAGAGGCACCCACUCCCACAGCUGCGUCACUCAAGAGCUUGGGACCAAAGCCACUAGCAAGAUUACCUGAGUCGCCCCAUUCCGAAUCAGGGGCUUCCGUGCUUUCAAAGAGGUUUUCUCCCAAGGCAGCCUCGUCUGGGCCGCCAGCCGGGCAGGACGUGGCAGAGCUCACAAAAACCCGGAAAAAGUUGGAGCUCUUGGACGCAGAGAACAAGAGGCUGAAGGUUUGCCUUGAGGAGAUUAGAGCGACUAUUAUUAAUAUACAGUAUACAGCAAUGUAG
Messenger RNA from Symbiodinium sp. CCMP2456, 2013 nucleotides. The record is from the annotation of a GenBank genome assembly. NCBI's taxonomy places the organism in Eukaryota, Dinophyceae, Suessiales, Symbiodiniaceae.